AUGUCAAUUCAUUGUUUACGAAGAUUAUCGAUAAAAAAUAUCUCUCGACAAUUUCAAACAUCGACUUUAUAUUUGUCGAAUGAUAUAUUUCGUGUACAAGAUGAAAUAGAUUUUCAAAAACAAGUUCUCGAUAGUAGAAAACCAUUUAUUGUAAAUUUUCAUGCUAGUUGGUGUGGACCAUGUAGAAUCCUAGAACCAAGAUUAGAGAAAAUAAUUACGAAUUAUAAUAAAAAUGUCGACACAUCAUCCGGUGAUCAAUAUAUUGUAUUGGCGAAAGUAGAUGUAGAUAAAUUCGGUGAUUUAAGUCAUAAAUAUAAUGUAAAAGCAGUACCAACAGUAGUGGCUAUUAAAAAUGGUAAAGAAAUUAGUCGAUUUACUGGUGUUAUUGAUGAAGAUAGGAUUGAAUCGAUACUUGAUCAACUCAAUCGAUAA
This is a messenger RNA of Adineta steineri, 432 nucleotides long. The record is from the annotation of a GenBank genome assembly. Lineage: Eukaryota; Metazoa; Rotifera; Eurotatoria; Adinetida; Adinetidae.